Messenger RNA from Haplochromis burtoni (Burton's mouthbrooder), 6420 nucleotides. Its product is annotated as SUN domain-containing ossification factor. The transcript is spliced from 24 exons. The coding region runs from base 246 to 4184 and encodes 1312 amino acids. NCBI's taxonomy places the organism in Eukaryota, Metazoa, Chordata, Actinopteri, Cichliformes, Cichlidae. The record is from RefSeq and is a predicted model, not a curated record. Gene Ontology annotation, cellular component: cytoplasm; membrane. Gene Ontology annotation, biological process: protein folding in endoplasmic reticulum; regulation of bone remodeling.
AUGGCGUCGCUGUGUUUUCAUUGGACAGUUUCGCGGUGACCCGGUAGCAAGUUGUGUGUGUAUGUGUGUGUGGGGGGAGUUACAGCAGUUAGCAUCACACUUCACCAGUGAAACCGCCAACGUCAGCUUUGUUAACAGGAAACAGCGGAUCGGUUUAUGUUAUACACCGCUGUGAAAGACAGCGUAGCAAAAGGAUACAACGUUUCUGUGAGCGUGGAGAGGAUGUCUGUCCCGGCAGGAGAGGGAUGAAGAUGACACCACUGUUGUGGCGACUUGUGUCAGUGUGGCUAGCUGUUGUCUAUUGUUGCUAUGUUGGUUGCGCAGAGCUGCAAGGAGAGGCCCAGAGCCCCGUGUCCCCAAAGGAGGUCAGCUCGGAAGAAGAGCCUCAGGAACACUUCCAUCAUCACGAGGUCGAGGAAAGCUUGGUCGUACCUGCCCCGCCUUUCCCUGAAAAUGAGCCACCAACAGAAGACGAUCGUGUCAAAGAGGAGCAGAUGCCACAAGAAGUGGGCCAAAAAGAAUAUGAUAUGGCCUUUGAAGCAGACGAGUCUGCUGCUGAGGUAGAGCUGGAGGCAGACAAAGGAAUAUCACAACCUGAGCACAGCUCUGAAAGUCAGCAUAUAGAAAUCUCUGUCACUCAAGAUCAGGAGCAUGCCUCCCCGCCGCCUUCCCCCGACUCUGUCGCUGCAUUUUCUGCCGAAACUAACGACAGCCCCAGCAAAGUUAAUCUUCAAGACAGCAUCCCCAAGGGAGUCCCGGGCGAUGCCUUAGAUGUAGCUGCUUCUGAGGUCAAUGAUUCUGACCUGCCUCCUGCUGAAUGUGAAGAAGAGAACAAUCCAUAUGACAGUGACAGCAGCCCUCCAAUUGUUCUGGAGAACACUUCCAAUGUGCACACUGCAGGUACUAAAGUCCACACUGAUGUUCCUCUGAGUUCUCCUGCUGGUCACGGUACGCAGCACCUGGAAUCCAACGUCUCGCACACACUCAAGGAGGCGGACUUGAGCUCCCCUGGUACCACAGACACAGAUUCAAGUGUGAGCACCAAAGACCCCGAGGACAUCCCCACUUUUGAUGAGUGGAAACGCAAGAUGAUGGAGGUGGAGAAUGAAAAAACUCAGUCUACUCACACUUCCGACAACGUGGGUUCUCAUACGGUGAAGAAGGUCCAGAAGAACUUUAAUAACUACGCCUCAGUGGAGUGUGGGGCCAAGAUACUUGGCGCUAACCCCGAGGCUAAGAGCACUUCAGCCAUAUUGAAGGAGAAUAUGGAUUUAUACAUGCUAAACCCCUGCAGUAAUAAAAUCUGGUUCAUUAUUGAGCUCUGUGAGCCCAUCCAGGUGAAGCAGUUGGUCAUCGCCAACUUUGAACUCUUCUCGUCUACACCUAAAGACUUUCUUGUGUCCAUUAGUAAUAGGUACCCAACAAAUAAAUGGCUAAAGCUGGGAACCUUUCACGCCCGGGAUGAACGUACAGUUCAGAGCUUCCCACUGGAUGAGCAUCUUUAUGCAAAAUAUGUAAAGAUGUUCACCAAGUACAUAAAGGUAGAGCUGGUCUCUCACUUUGGCUCUGAACAUUUCUGCCCACUUAGUCUCAUAAGGGUGUUUGGUACAAGCAUGGUGGAAGAAUAUGAGGAGAUAGUUGAUCCCUCAGAAAGGCCAGAUGAUCAGGACGACGACUUGGAUUAUCCCUCUGGAUCGGCACCUGGUGAGGCUGAUCUAAUUGGAUCAGCAAAAGAUGCUAUUUUAAACAUGGUGAACAAUAUUGCUGUCAACGUUCUUGGAGGAGGCACAGAGAUGAAUGGCAGCCUUUCAACCCAAGAAGUGAACAUAACUGAGCCAUCGCAGCCCCUUGAAUCCACCACUGAAACUACUAUUACUACUACUUCAGUUCCAGACUCUGAAGACGUGCAGAUUUCACAAGACACUGAUAUCCCUGAAACUGUGGAAAACUCUGCCCUAGAGACGUCAACCACAUCUGAAGGUGUCAAACAAGAGCUCCCACCCAUGGAGGAAAAAAUAGUUCUUCCUUUAGACAAGGAUGAGGAAGAACCUAUCAGCUCUACAAUCAUCCUUCUGGAUAAGGAGGAUGACUUGGAAGAAGAGAAAAAGGAUCAUCAUGAGAGACAACAGGAAAGCUUAAAGUACUGCCCUCCAGUUCCUUCACUUUCUUCUCCAUGCUCCUGUGCAGCUUCUCUUCUGGAGUAUUUCCAGCAGCAGUGUUCUGCCUCACUAUCCAAACACAGGGAAUGCCAAACAGCAGAAAGACAGCAAAUAAUUCCUUCUACCCAAACACCAUCUUGGCACCCACCUACGCACUCAUCUGCCCACCCCGAACCUCAGCAGCACCCGAGUGAGCUGCAUCAGCUCCAAGACAAAGAACAAGCUUCUGAGCAGGAGCCAGAGAGUGAAGCUGUAGAAUCGGAGGUAUCGCAGCCUGCUGGGAACACAGAAGAAUCUGCAUCUGGAUCGCCUCUGCUGGAGCCCAGUCAAACCAUGACGCUCCCCAAACCCAGCGAUGCUGAUUCAUCUGCAGCCAAACCUACCCAUAUUGUGGAAACGCCACAGCUGUCCACCUUGGAACCGGCAAAGGAGCCAGGGCCAGAGAACAGCCAGGAUGUGCUGGAGGAAGAAGAGCACAUCGAGCCUUCGGCUUCUCUCAGUAGCUCUGUCCCUGUAAAACCAAGCACCAGUGCCACAGCAGACGACAUAUCGGUGGCACCCCCAGAGGAGAAGCUGGAGAUUGAUGUCACUCAAGUAGAAACAAAUGUCCUCAUUCAAACCCAAGACAAAACAGAUCCAUCUCCAGUCCCUGCACCCACAGGCUCCCCUCAUUUAGAGCAGCAGCCUGACUCAGCUGUUGUACCCGAAAGCAGCACUGCUUCUUCUGAAGUAUCCCCCCCUGCUCCAGAACCUGCUGCAGAACCUGAGCCUUCUGGCGGUCACGCAGCCAUCGCGGAUGCUAAAAUGGAGGAUUUUGCAGACGACAUCUCAGCAUCUUCAAGUGGCAACGGUCAGCUGCCUCGCCCAUCCUCCCCAACUCCUUCUUCACCCACCUCACCGUCCCUCUCGGACAUCUAUGCAGAGCCCCCUAAUGGCACAGAGCAGAACGGGAACCCGGUGCACAGCUCGAGCCAGAAAGAGUCGGUCUUCAUGAGACUCAACAACCGCAUUAAGGCCCUGGAGAUGAACAUGUCACUGAGCGGACGCUACCUGGAGCAGCUUAGCCAGAGGUAUCGAAAGCAGAUGGAAGAGAUGCAAAAGGCUUUCAACAAAACCAUCAUUAAACUGCAGAACACUUCCAGAAUUGCAGAGGAGCAGGACCAACGUCAGACUGAAUCCAUCCAGUUUCUGCAGGGUCAACUGGAGAACGUGACUCAGCUGGUUCUCAACUUGUCUGUCAGAGUCAGCCAACUGCAGAAUGAGGUAUCAGACAGGCAGAAUUACCUGCUGCUGUCUCUCUUCUUAUGUCUGUCUCUCGGCCUUCUACUGUGUGCCAACCACUGUCGCCUCUCCACUGUACCUCCAACCACAGAACCAGAGCCACCCUCGCCUAAGAGCUACACCUACUGCUGUCCUGAAAGCAGACAGUUCUCCUGCUGUGAUGAACUGGGUUUGAAGAGGAGUGCGUCCUAUCCACUCAUAAACUCUGACUCAUUCCAGUUAGCCACCACUGAAGGCCCAGAAUGCAUGCAUGCAGAGGGAACAGAGAGUCUUUAUCCAGCAAACAGAAAGAGGAGACGCCGUAAGAUGAAACCCCUAGAAAAGGUGGAGACUCUGAAACCCUCCUUACAGUCUUCUCCUGAGCUGACCAAUGGAGUAUGCAACGGAGCGCCUGUCACCACAAACCCCAUCCCCCUUACAAAAAAUUUACUUCACCCUACCUUUAGAGACUCACCGUCAGAAGGGAGCUCGGAGGGAUCUUCUCAUUCAGACGACCCCUCUUUCUGUGGCCUCACCACAGCCUGCUCUCGAAUCUGUGACGGCCUCCCUCCACCCAAGAGCCGGGCAGAGAAACGGGCAUGGCGACGCAGGCGUCCUAAGCCCAGCUGCACGGUGGUGGAUUUUCUUCACGCUCCUCGGAGGGACAAAAGUGAACCGUUGCCCAUUUCGACCAUAGAAGACAUCAUGAGGAGGAAAUCAGAGCCAAGCACUAAGACAUUUGUGGCGCUCUCAGGUCCCGUCUAACUCAAACAGUGACAAAAACUUCCCCCUCACCCACUGCUCAACUCUUUCUGGACAUCUGUUUACUUUUGUGGGCAAAGGCAGCUUUAAGUUUCAACGCGAGACAAUCUGUUCGCUCUUAAAGUUCAUUUUAUUUUCAUCGUCACUGUUUAGUUCUUAUCAUUUGCAUUUGUUUUACUUCAAAUCAAAAAAAAUGUCUUCCCAGCUUUCCAUUAAAGCUUUUUCCUCUUUUGGUUGUGAAUAGUGAACGUGAUUAUUGACCCAACAGGUCUCAAGAUGUGAACGUCUUAUUUUUGUUGUUGCUGAAGGAAUUUCCACUUUCAAAACACAAAUCCGAAUAUCAUGUGACCAGGAAUCAAGAACUGAAACAAUUAUUUGCUGUGGCUAAUCUCUCUUUCAAAAUAAAAGCUGCUAUGUUACUUCAGGUAACAUGUGCCCCCCUCACCAAAGAAUGGGUUAAAUAGCUUAUUACUGGUACUGGGUUGGACUUCAAACAUCAACAUCAAAGAAACAUUUUGGUCCAUAUUUACAUCCAAGUUGUGUUUAUGAUUGAAUCUCCUAUUAGUGGUGAGUGGAUUGAAAUCUAGUGACUGUGGAGGCUGUUUGAGUGCAGUGAACUCAUUUUUAUGUUCACAUAGUUUGAACUGUGUGUUAUCCAGAUGGAAGCAGCCAUCAGAAGACGGACACACAGUUGACAUAAAAGGAUGGACAUGUUAAGCAACAAUACUGUGGUAGGUUAUGGUGUUCUAAGAGGCCCAAAGUCUGCCAAUAUAAUACCCCCCCCCCCACACCAUUACACAGCUAAUCACCAGCCUUCAUGUUCAUGCCGAGUUCUAAACCUGGACAGGCACCUUUUUUUUCACUCGGUGUGGCGAUUUGCUGCUGUAGCCCAUCUGUUGUGCGUUCAGAGAUGCUAUUGUUCGUACUUUGGUUGUAACAGGAUGUUAUUUGACUUGCUGUUUUCUUCCUAUCAGGGUGCUCAAAGCAUUCUCCUCUAACAUCUGUCAUCAACAGGGUUUUUUUGGGGGGGUUUUGGCCUACAGAGUUGUUGCUCACUGGAUAUUUCCUCUUUUUCAGACUAUUCUCUGUAAACACUACAGACAGUUGUGUGGUAAAACCCCAGUACAUCGACACUUUCUGAGACACUCAAACCAGCCAGUCACCAACAACCACGUUACAAUCAAAGCCACUUAUAUCACCUUUUCCCCUCAUGCUAAUGCUCACUUUAACUUCAGCUGGUCCUCUUGACCACGCCUAUAUGCACUGCGAUGCGAUUGGCUCAUUACAGGUUUGUGUUAACGAGGAGUUGAACAGGUGUACCUAAUGAAGUGGCCGUUUUUACCUUUAGUCUUUGGUGUGUUUUAGCUUUUAAAUGUUAAAUUCUCCCCUCAGUUUGCUGCAUUGUUGAGUCAUCUUGCAGAGCAGGAAUCGUGCGCUACUUUGACACUCAUGAAUUUCAUGACUAAUAACACUCUUACUGUAGAAUUAAGCUUACAUUAAAUUCCGAGCGAUGCUGCAAAUGCCAUUAGGAGAAAAUUAAAAUGAUCAGCUGCGAUGGAUUUGAGCUCAGACCUCCCGAGCUGAAAGCCUGCACUCCACCGAAGCACUCGGAGCAGGUCAAUGAGCCCCUGGCCUCUGGAGCGAUGAUCUGUUGUUGACCCUGUGCCCUGAGCCCCGGAGGAAAAUAAUGAUACCCCUGCAAUCAGAGUGACACAGAAUCACCCCAGAGAGAUGACACUGAGUAUCAGAAGGUUCUGCUGGCAGCAUGUGAUUGAUGCGUAGUGUUGGUGUUUGCAUAAUGUUGUGCUUGCUUCUGUAUACAGUUCUUCAAUGCCAGUUGUGGUUGACUGCAUUAAGGAAGAAUGUUGCGUCGCAUCAGACAGCGGCAGCUAAUGGAGGUCAGCAAGAUGGGUGACACUACCUCUAAUAGGCCACAAAAACGCUUGUUUUACGUGGCUUGACUUGCAUGUGAUUGGCUUAAGAUGUUUUCCUCUAUUUUCUUUGGACGGUGAUUAAUUUUAUGAGGUCUCACAGCUUUUUAAAAGGCGAUUAUGUACUUGAGAUGAAGCUUAUGGGGCUGGGAGAGAUGCGUAGGUGGACGUUAUAAGUCAUAUAAAUAAGCACAGUAAGUCCGUACACUUCACAUUAAAUCAGACUGUGUCACUUUUUUUUGAGCACAGCAGUUUUAAUAGAAAUACCAAAAAUUUCACCCAGGUCUGCAAGUAAUAUAAAGGUGAAC